Coregonus sp. 'balchen' is the source of this 23248-nucleotide messenger RNA. The record is from the annotation of a GenBank genome assembly. NCBI's taxonomy places the organism in Eukaryota, Metazoa, Chordata, Actinopteri, Salmoniformes, Salmonidae.
UUCUUCGUGAUAGAGGACCAUAUUCUCCACACUACCCAGGGCUUGGUGAACAGGGCCUAUGUCGAAGAGCUGUGGGAGCUAGCACUGUCCAAGACCAUCGCUGCCCUGCGCACACACUCAGUAAGACACACACACACACACACACACACACACCACACCACUAAAGCCUAGUUUAUACCCUUCGUACGUACAUUUUGCAUAGCGUUCUUGUGUUAGCCUUAACCCCACUCUCUCUCUGUCAGCUCUCUCUGUCACUCUCUCUGUCACUCUCUCUCGCUCUCUCUCUCGCUCUGCGCUCUCUAGUCGUACUGCGCUGACCCAGACCUGGUGUUGGAUCUGAAGAAUCUCAUUGUGCUGUUAGCAGACACACUGCAGGUUAGUGUUUUUAUUUUAUAUUUUGUGUGUAUUAGGACUGUGUAUUUAACCCUUUCACAUAUUUGUGGUCAUUGUUGAGUGGACCCUGCAGCGUUCCAUCGUGAUGGGAACAGUAGCAACAGAACGUACAGUACUGCAUUCAGUCAGACAGUACUGCAUUCAGUCAGACAGUACUGCAUUCAGUCAGACAGUACUGCAUACAGUCAGACAGUACUGCAUUCAGUCAGACAGUACUGCAUUCAGUCAGACAGUACUGCAUUCAGUCAGACAGUACUGCAUUCAGUCAGACAGUACUGCAUACAGUCAGACAGUACUGCAUACAGUCAGACAGUACUGCAUUCAGUCAGACAGUACUGCAUACAGUCAGACAGUACUGCAUUCAGUCAGACAGUACUGCAUUCAGUCAGACAGUACUGCAUUCAGUCAGACAGUACUGCAUACAGUCAGACAGUACUGCAUUCAGUCAGACAGUACUGCAUUCAGUCAGACAGUACUGCAUUCAGUCAGACAGUACUGCAUACAGUCAGACAGUACUGCAUACAGUCAGACAGUACUGCAUUCAGUCAUUCAGUACUGCAUUCAUCAACAGUACUGCUUACAGUCAACAGUACUUGCAUAAAGUUCAGCAUACUGCAUUCGUCGCGUACGCAGAGCCGUACAGUAACUGCAUACAGUCAACAGUACUGCAAUUCAUCAGACAUACUGCAUUCAAUCAACAGUACUGCUUCAUCAGACAUUACUGAUUCUGUCAGACAUUACUGGCAUUCAACAGAUGUUACUGCAUACAGUUCGACAGUCUGCAUACAUCAGACAGUAUGCCAUUCAGCAGACAGUACUGCAUACAGUCAGACAGUACUGCUCGUCGACAGUACUGCAUACCGUCGACAGUACUGCAUUCAUCAGACAGUCUGUGCAUACAGUCAGACGUACUGCUUCAGUCAGACGUACUGAUACAGUCAACUCUGCAUCUCAACAGUACUGCAUACAUCAGACAGUACUGCUUCAGUCAGACAGUUACUUGUAUUCAGCGCAUUCAGACCCUUUUUACACAUUUUGUUACAUUACUGUCUUAUUCUAAAAUUGAUUAAAUUGUUUUUUUUCCCCCCCCUCAUCAAUCUACACACAAUACCCAAUAAUGACAAAGCAAAAACAGGUUUUUAGACAUUUUUGCAAAUGUAUGGAAAAGAUGUUCGAUCGGGUUCAAGUCCGGGCUCUGGCAGGGCCACUCAAGGACAUUCAGAGACUUGUCCCGAAGCCACUCCUGCGUUGUCUUGGCUGUGUGCUUAGGGUCGUUGUCCUGUUGGAAGGUGAACCUUCGCCCCAGUCUGAGGUCCUGAGCGCUCUGGAGCAGGUUUUCAUCAAGGAGCUCUCUGUACUUUGCUCCGUUCAUCUUUCCCUCGAUCCUGACUAGUCUCCCAGUCCCUGCCGCUGAAAAACAUCCCCACAGCAUGAUACUGCCACCACCAUGCUUCACCGCUUUCCUCCAGACGUGAAGCUUGGCAUUCAGGCCAAAGAGUUCAAUCUUGGUUUCAUCAGACCAGAGAAUCUUGUUUGUCAUGGUCUGAGAGUCUUUAGGAGCCUUUUGUCAAACUCCAAGCAGGAGUUAUGUGCUUUUACUGAGGAGUGGCUUCCGUCUGGCCACUCUACCAUAAAGGCCUGAUUGGUGGAGUGCUGCAGAGAUGAUUGUCCUUCUGGAAGGUUCUCCCAUCUUCACAGAGGAACUCUGGAGCUCUCUGACUGACCAUCGGGUUCUUGGUCACCUCCCUGACCAAGGCCCUUCUCCCCCGAUUGCUCAGUUUGGCCGGACGGCCAGCUCUAGGAAGAGUCUUGGUGAUUCCAAACUUCUUCCAUUUAAGAAUGAUGGAGGCCGCUGUGUUCUUGGGGCCUUGAAUGCUGCAGACAUUUUUUGGUACCCUUCCCCAGAUCUGUGCCUCAACACGAUCCUGUCUCGGAGCUCUACGGACAAUUCCUUCAACCUCAUGGCUUGGUUUUUGCUCUGACAUGCACUGUCAACUGUGGGACCUUAUAUAGACAGGUGGUUGCCUUUCCAAAUCAUGUCCAAUCAAUUGAAUUGACCACAGGUGGACUCCAAUCAAGUUGUAGAAACAUCUCAAGGAUGAUCAAUGGAAACAGGAUGCACCUGAGCUCAAUUUCUAGUCUUCAGCAAAGGGUCUGAAUACUUAUGUAAAUAAGGUAUUUCUGUUUUUUUAUUUUAAAUAAAUGUGCAAACAUUUCUAAAAACCAGUUUUCGCCUUUGUCAUUUUGGAGUAUUGUGUGUAGAUUGAGAAAAAAAUUAAAAUAAUUUAGAGUAAGGCUAUAACGUAACAAAAUGUGGAAAAAGGGAAGAGGCCUGAAUACUGUAUGAUGCAACAAAAAAACAUCUAACCAGCGUUGUCUGAAAAAAUGCAUCUAAACAAUGUACUGAUGGGAAAUAAAGGUCUUCACAACUUUAUUCCUCAAUUUCACCUUUUAUUCUAAAAUAUAAAUGCGAACUUCAUCAUUCAUCAUCACACGGAACACAUCCACAAGGGAGAAAUGUAAUAUUGUUAAGAAAAGAGAUGCUAAGCUAACAGCAGCUUAAUGCUUUAUGAUGGCAGCCAUGUUUGUUUAUGUUUGACAAGCGAAAACUCCCUAAUCCUAGAAUGCCAUUCACUAUCAGAUGCAAAUAAACAAAGUCAAAGUUGGCUGCGGCCUGAAAAAAUAUGAAUUUAGUUUGGCCAUUUUUCACCAUCACCUUACAGAUCAUCACCUCAAAUACAAGCCUACUGCCUAGCCGAACCAUAGUGCAAAAGCCAGAUUUGGAUGAAACCAUUUUUGGGGGGGUUUGUGGGGAGGUUCAUUUAAUUUCUGGGGGAUUUCAAGUCCAUGGGAGAAAGGUAUCAUAAUCAAAUUCUAUUUGUCACAUGGACCGAAUUCAACAGGUGUAGACCUUACCGUGAAAUGCUUACUUACAAGAUCUUAACCCACAAUGCAGUUUUAAGAAAAUUGAGUUAAGAAAAUAUUUACUAAAUAAACUAAAGUUUAAAAAGGUAACACAAUAAAAUAACAAUAACGAGGCUAUAUACAGGGGGUACCGGUACCCUCUGUAGCGCCUUGCGGUCGGAUGCCGAGCAGUUGCAAUACCAGGGGGUGAUGCAACCGGUCAGGAUGCUCUUGAUGCUGCAGCUGUAGAACCUUUUGAGGAUCUGGGGACCCAUGCCAAAUCUAUUCAGUCUCCUGAGGGGGAAAAAGCGUUGUUGUUGUGCCCUCUUCACAACUUUCUUGGUGUGUUUGGACCAUAAUUGUUUGUUGGUGAUGUGGACACCGAGGAACUUGAAGCUCUCGACCCGUCGAUGUGAAUGAGGGCGUGUUCGGCCCUCCUUUUCCUGUAGUCCACGAUCAGCUCCUUUGUCUUGAUCACAUUGAGGGAGAGGUUGUUGUCCUGGCACCACACUGCCAGCGUUCAACACCACAGUGCCCUCAAAGCUCAUCACUAAGCUAAGGACCCUGGGACUAAACACCUCCCUCUGCAACUGGAUCCUGGACUUCCUGACGGGCCGCCCCCAGGUGGUAAGGGUAGGUAACAACACAUCUGCCAUGCUGAUCCUCAACACGGGGGCCCCUCAGGGGUGUGUGCUCAGUCCCCUCCUGUACUCCCUGUUCUGUAGUGGAACAGGUUGAGAGCUUCAAGGUCCUUGGUGUCCACAUCACCAACAAACUAUUAUGGUCCAAACACACCAAGACAGUCAUGAAGAGGGCACGACAACACCUAUUCCCCCUCAGGAGACUGAAAAGAUUUGGCAUGGGUCCUCAGAUCCUCAAAAAGUUAUACAGCUGCACCAUUGAGAGCAUCCUGACUGGUUGCAUCACUGCCUGGUAUGGCAACUGCUCAGCCUCCGACUGCAAGGCACUACAGAGGGUAGUGCGUACGGCCCAGUACAUCACUGGGGCCAAGCUUCCUGCCACCCAGGACCUCUAUACCAGGCGGUGUCAGAGGAAGGCCCUCAAAAUUGUCAAAGACUCCAGCCACCCUAGUCAUAGACUCUUCUCUCUGCUACCGCACAGCAAGCGGUACUGGAGCGCCAAGUCUAGGUCCAAAAGGCUUCUCAACAGCUUCUACCCCCAAGCCAUAAGACUCCUGAACAGCUAAUCAUGGCUACCCGGACUAUUUGCACUGCUGUAAGUUAGACUAAAUAUUAGCACUUCAUGGUUAAUAACAUUACAUCUGGAUAAUAACACAAAACAAAUCAUAAGGCUAGAGAAAUGUAUCGACAGAUAUUACGAAAACAAGCAACACUCAAAACAUGACGGAGGGUAAACGAGGAGAAUCAAUCUCCAAGAGAAAAGAUCGACUGAUACAGAUGAUUUAUGCUUUUCACCACUGGGACUGGUAAGUGUGGAGAGCGAUCUGUUAAAGUCGAUAAAUGACAAACUGGGCAUACUUGAAUUAGUAAUUAAGGAUAUAAAAGAGUUGAAGGCGAGUCUUGAAAUGAGUGACGAAAAAGCUGCGAUAAUGGAGAAAGAUACAAAAAAGCUAAAAGGGGGACAGUCACUAAGAUCGAAAUGGACAUUAGGGAACUUAAAAAGGAGAACAUCUUUCUGAGAAACAGGAGUGAUAGAGUGCUGCAUCAGAUGACCUGGCCUCCACAAUCCCCCGACUUCAACCCAAUUUGAGAUGGUUUGGGAUGAGUCGGACCGCAGAUUGAAGGAAAAACAGCCAACAACUCCAUAUGUGGGAACUCCUUCAAGACUGUUGGAAAAGCAUUCCAGGGUGAAGCUGGUUGAGAGAAUGCCAAGAGUGUGCAAAGCUGUCAUCAAGGCAAAGGGUGGCUAUUUGAAGAUUCUCAAAUAUAAAAUAUACUUUGAUUUGUUUAACACUUUUUUGUUUAUCAUGAUUCCAUAUGUAUUAUUUCAUAGUUUUGACGUCUUCACUAUUAUUCUACAAUGUAGAAAUAAAGAAAAACCCUUGAAUGAGUAGGUGUGUCCAAACAUUUGACUGGUAGUGUAUAUAUUUGCAAAAUAAAAUAUGGGGGAUUGGAAGUGAUGCGAACAAUUACAUUGAUCUGCAAUAUUAAAGCUGAUCUACCUCCCUAAAAAAAAUAAUUUGGAAUGCAUGAUUUGUCACCAGUACUUGAAAACGUGAAUACAACAGUAAGUACGUUACAUACAUAUGGUGUGCUACAAUAGAAACGACAACACCAUAUACAGAAACGAUAACGUUAACGUGUUUUAAUGAUAAGGCAGUUUAAUAGGAACAUUUCCAACGUUAUUAAACAACGUUAUUAAACAACAAUGAAGGCAAUGCCAGCCGGAAAAUGUGCCAGGAGGAAAAUGUGGCAAGAGGAAAACUUUGCAAGUUAUUUUCUGACUGGAGAUGCGCAAAUAUCUACAUACUUGAUCUGGGGAACGACUGGGGAAGUGCUUUGGCUCUCAUCAUAGAGAGGAGUUUGUCCGGCUCAGUAAAGCCUCAAACAUAAAUUGUCCUCAACAGUGAAAUGGGCUACUUCUUUCUAUGUGAAUUAACGAGGAGGCUGAACACACAUCAAUUCAAACUGUUGUUAGAAAAUAAAACUUGUUAGAAAAUAAUUUGAAAUUGACAAGUUCAAACAGAUGAGCAGCGAGCGGCGUGUCUUGUUUUGAGGGCAGCGCGAGUGUGAAAAGGUUCAUGUCGAACAUGUUGUGUGUUUUUGUCUGUUUUUUUUUGUGUGCAGAGAGACUGUGUGUUUUUUAAAUAUCUAGUGUGUGUUUUGCACGAGCCUGGAUGAGGUCAGCGUGAAGUUGAGGGAGUUGACCGUCUAUCUCCUCCUCCUCUGCUCAUCCCUUGUUUCAGGGCUACGGGUUCCCGGUGUCUCAGCUGUUUGACAUGAUGUUGGAGAUGAGAGAGCAGUAUGGAGAGAUACUGCUGAAGAAAUGGAACCUCACAUUCAGGUAACUGAAAAUAAAUGGUAGACCGAUCUCUGAUAGGACAACAUCUGGACCACUCGGGUCUUCGUACACCUCCCUGUGUGCUUUCUAUCACUGACUGGCCUUUUUGACUUUUUAGAAAACCUGAAUUUUUUCCCCUUCUUUCCUACAACUGUUUCUGUGUGUUUUUGGAAUGACUACUGUGUUGGGUAAAGGUCAUUGGUGUGUCGUUUGGUUGAGAUGUUUUCAGACAGGAGAGGGAACAGCUAACUUCCUCUGCUAUAGAGUGGACGAGAGGUGAUAAUGUCCCUGGCAAGACCGAUGGGGUUUGGGUUAGUCGUACUCUGUACGUGUGUGUGCUAGCGUGUGUGUGUGUGUGUGUGUGUGCUAGCGCGUGUGUGUGUGUGUGUGUGUGCUAGCGCGUGCGUGUGUGUACGUGUGUGUGUGUGCGCUAGCGCGCGUGUGUGUGUGUGUGCUAGCGUGUGUGUGCUAGCGCUUGCGUGUGUGCGCGUGCGUGUGUGUGUGUGUGUGCGCGUGUGUGUGUGUGUGUGUGUGUGAGAGAUGAUCCCCCGGGUAGUUGAACCAUUGUUACUGCAGUUAUUUCUCACCAAAGGCCAGAGGGACGUUCAAUACGCUGUAAAACAACACGGAAAACCCCAAAAAUGUCCCCCCCCCCCCCCCCCCACACACACACACACACACACACACACACACACACACACACACACACCACAGAAAUGUCGCCUCUUUUGUGGAAUAACACACAACUAGGGUUCAAAGCCUCUCUCUGGAACGCUGUUCGGAAUGUCGGAACCUCGGAGCUCCGCUCUCAGCAUUCUGAAGAGACCGGAGAGGAGCAGACAGACCACAGGAGAACAACCCCAGCGGUGUGGUGCGGUGUGGUGUGGUGUGUGUGUGUGUGUGUACACUGUGUGUUUGUGUAACCCCAGCGGCCGUAGUUCCAACUGAUCCCUGUGAAAGCCUCUCUGGCACACGCCUUGAGUUCAGAAGGACUGGGAAUCUCACCGAACCCAGAAAAGCUUGGAUGGAGGGAUGGGAGAUAUAUAUAUAUAUAUAUAUGAUGAGGAAGAUAAAUAGUGUGCCCAUGCGUUAACCUUCCCUCUCCUCUCAUCUCUCUCUCUCUCUCUCUCUCUCUCUCUCUCUAGGCAGGUGUUGGAUCAGGAUAACUUUAGUCCCAUCCCCGUGGCAACAGAGGAGGAACACAGACGGUUCACUUCCCAGUUCCCCUUCCAAGACCCUGAACUGGACAAGGUACUAACUAGGGGUUAGAGUGGAGGGGUCCCCAACUGCGGGUGGUUUUUAUUUGGCACCCCAAGUUGUGAGAAGAAAAUAUAUAUAUAUAUGUAAGUUUUUAUUAUUUUCAUUGUUGGACAUAAAAGACUGUAAAAAUAGCAGGAAAUCAGCUCCAAGUGAUUUUAAUGUAAGAAGUCUGUUCCCAAGUGUUCUCCCACACAUAAUAGAGAAACACCUGAUUUGUAUACAAAUGUAAGCAAGGUUUGAAAGUAUUAUGUUUUAGUCAAACAUUAUAUCUGUUUGGGCUUUGUAAAUGAUGUUCGGUCCCCACGACCAUCCACUCAAGAAAACAUUGGUCCCGCAGCUGGAUCUAGCUGACGACCCCUGGUGUAGGGAUAAGGGUGUAUAGACCUUCCAAGACCCAGAGUUUAGAGUGUAUAGACCCCUCUAGUCAGGGCCUGAUUUAGACCUGGGACACCAGGAGGGUGAUUCCCCUCUAGUCAGGGCCUGAUUUAGACCUGGGACACCAGGAGGGUGAUUCCACUCUAGUCAGGGCCUGAUUUAGACCUGGGACACCAGGUGGGUGAUUCCACUCUAGUCAGGGCCUGAUUUAGACCUGGGACACCAGGAGGGUGAUUCCCCUCUAAUCAGGGCCUGAUUUAGACCUGGGACACCAGGUGGGUGAUUCCACUCUAGUCAGGGCCUGAUUUAGACCUGGGACACCAGGUGGGUGAUUCCCCUCUAAUCAGGGCCUGAUUUAGACCUGGGACACCAGGUGGGUGAUUCCCCUCUAGUCAGGGACUGAUUUAGACCCGUGACACCUGGUGGUGCAAUGAAUGAUCAGGUAGAACAGAAAAGCCAGCAGGCUCCGGACCUCGUAGGGUCAGAGUUCAACACCCCUGGUAUAGACCUUCAAGACCCUGAACUGGACAAGGCGUGAAUAGUAGUUCGAUAUACAGUGCAUUCGGAAAGUAUUCAGACUCCUUCCCCUUUUUCCACAUAUUUUGUUACGUUACAGCCUUUUUCUGAAAUGGGUUAAAUUAAAUGUUCCUCAUCAAUCUAUACACAAUACCCCAUAAUGACAAAGCGAAAACAGGUUUUUAGAAAUGUUUGCUAAUUUAUAAAAUAAACAGAAAUACCUUAUUUACAUAAGUAUUCAGACCCUUUGCUAUGAGACUCGAAAUUGAGCUCCGGUGCAUCCUGUUUCCAUUGAUCACCCUUGAGAUGUUUCUACAACUUGAUUGGAGUCCACCUGUGGUAAAUUCAAUUGAUUGGACAUGAUUUGGAAAGGCACACACCUGUCUAUGUAAGGUCCCACAGUUGACAGUGCAUGUCAGAGCAGAAACCAAGCCAUGAGGUCGAAGGAAUUGUCCGUAGAGCUCCGAGACAGGAUUGUGUCGAGACACCAAUCUGGGGAAGGGUACCAAAACAUUUCUGCAGCAUUGAAGGUCCCCAAGAACACAGGACCUCUGACUUAGGAGAAGGUUCACCUUCCAACAGGACAAUGACCCUAAGCACACAGCCAAGACAAACGCAGGAGUGGCUUCGGGACAAGUCUCUGAAUGUCCUUGAGUGGCCCAGCAAGAGCCCGGACUUGAACCCGAUCGAACAUCUCUGGAGAGACCUGAAAAUAGCUGUGCAGCAACACUCCCCAUCCAACCUGACAGAGCUUGAGAGGAUCUGCAGAGAAGAAUGGGAGAAACUCUCCAAAUACAGGUGUGACAAGCUUGUAGCGUCAUACCCAAGAAGACUCGAGGCUGUAAUCGCUGCCAAAGGUGCUUCAACAAAGUACUGAGUAAAGGGUCUGAAUAUUUGUCAUUAUGGGGGUAUUGUGUAUAGAUUGAUGAGAAAAAAACAACAACAAUUUAAUCCAUUUUAGAAUAAGGCUGGAACGUAACAAAAUGUGGAAAAAGUUAAGGGGUUGAUAUUUUUGUUCAUUUUUGUAUGGUUAUCUGUGAAAUACUUCAGUUGUGCUUGAUGAACCAAUGGUAAUCAUAAAAGUAUUCUUACCCAUUUAAUCAAAGUCUGGAUAAUGAGUUAAUUAGUUGAAUCAAUUGUAUUAGUGCUGGACUGGAACCAAAGCCUGCACACCCUAGGACCAGGAAAGUUGACUUCAUUAGAGCUUGUCUAACCUCUGACCUAUUUCUCUCUUCUCUCUCUGUCUCUCUCUGUGUCUCUCUCUGUGUCUCUCUCUCUGUGUCUCUCUCUGUGUCUCUCUCUGUCUCUCUCUGUGUCUCUCUCUCUGUCUCUCUCUGUGUCUCUCUCUCUGUCUUUCUCUGUGUGUCUCUCUCUGUGUCUCUCUCUGUGUCUCUCUCUGUGUCUCUCUCUGUGUCUCUCUCUGUGUCUCUCUCUCUGUGUCUCUCUCUGUGUGUCUCUCUCUGUCUCUCUCUCCCUCUCUCCUCUGUAGCUUCCGUUCCCUAAAAAGCUUCCAUUCUCUGAGUUUGUUCCUAAAGUCUACUCUCAGCUCAAAGAGUUCAUCUACGCCUGCCUCAAGUACUAUGAAGACCUUCACCUCAGGUAAACACACACACACACACACACGCAAUUGGUGUCACUCACUUUUACUUCAAAUGCAUACUAGAAUGCAUGAAAUGUAUUGGAUUGUGGCAAGCUUACCUCUCUCCAGGGUUUUAGUUUGACAUUGGUUAUAUUGGGGAGGGUCCUUGGGAGGUUGGGGGCGAGGGGCCUGUUUACAAAUCCCCAGUGUCUGGACCUGCUGCCAGAUUUGUGAUGUGAUCCUUGUCCACUCCCUCUAUCCCCACUCCCUCUAUCCCCACUCCCUCUAUCCCCCCCUCCACUCCCUCUAUCCCCCCUCCACUCCUCUACCUCCCCCUCCAACUCCCUCUAUCCUCCCCUCCACUCCCCUAUCCCCCUCCACCCCUCUAAUCCAUCCCCUCCACUCCCUCUACCCCCCUCCACUCCCUCUAAUCCCCCUCCACUCUCCCUCUUCCUCCCUCCACUCCCUCUAAAUCCCCCCUCCACUCCCUCUAUCUCCCUCCCCUCCUCUAUCCCCCCUCCCUCCCUCUAUCCUCCCCCUCCACUAUCCCUCUAUCCUCCCCUCCACUCCCUCUAUCCCCUCCCCCCCUCCCCUCCCAACUCCCUCUAUCCACCCCUCACUCCCUCUAUCCUCACACUCUAUCCUCCCCUCCACCCCUCUAAUCCUCCCCUCCACUUCCCUCUAUCCUCCCCCUCCAUCCCUCACCUCCCCUCCACUUCCCUCCUAAUCCUCCCCCCCUCCCCUCCUCUAUCCCCCCUCCCCGCUCCACUUCCCUCUAUCUCCCCCCUCCAACGCCCUACUAUCCUCCCCUCCCCUCCUCUAUCCCCCCCUCCACUCCCUCUAUCCUCCCCUCCCCUCCCUCUAUCCUCCCCUCCCCUCCCUCUAUCCCCCCUCCCCUCCCUCUAUCCUCCCUCCACUUCCCUCGAUCCUUCCCCUCCCACUCCCUCUAUCUCCCCCCUCCCUCUCACUCCCUCUAUCCCCCCUCCCUCCCCUCUAUCCUCCCCUCCCACUCCCUCUAUCCCCCCUCCACUCCCCUAUCCUCCCUCCCCUCCCUCUAUCCCCCCCCCCUCCACUCCCUCUAUCCUCCCCUCCACUCCCUCUAUCCCUCCCCCUCCCUCCCUCCACUCCCUCCUAUCCCCCUCCACUCCUCUAAUCCUCCCCUCCACUCCCUCUAUCCUCCCCUCCCCCUCCUCUAUCCUCCCCUCCCCUCCCUCUACCUAUCCUCCCCUCCCCCUCCCUCUAUCCUCCCCUCCCUCCCUCUUCCCUCCCCUCCCCCUCCCUCUAUCCUCCCCUCCUCCACUCACCUCUACCCAACUAUCCCUCUACCCCCCCCACUUCCCUCUUAAUCCCCCCCCCUCCACCUCCACUCCUCUAUCCCCCUCCACUCCUCUAUCCCUCACCUCCACUCCUCUAUCCCUCACCUCCACUCCUCUCUAUCUCUCCCCCCCGCCCUUCCCCCUCCAACUCCCUCUAUCCUCCCCUCUCCUCCCCAUCCUCCCUCUCCACUCCCUCUAUCCUCUCCCUCCCCUCCCUCUAUCCUCCAUCCUCCCCUCCACUCAUCCUCCCUCCACUACUUCCCUCUAUCCUCCCCUCCACUCCUCUAUCCCCCCCCCUCCCCCCCUCUAUCCUCCCUUCCCCUCCCUCUAAUCCUCCCUUCCCCUCGAAACCUCGAUUCCUCCCUGCCCCCCUCCCUCUAUCCUCCCUUUCCCCUACCCUCUAUCCUCCCCUCCCCUCCCUCUAUCCUCCCCCUCCACCUCGCCUCUAAUCCGCCCCUCCCUCUAUCCUCCCCCUCCCCUCCUCUUCCUCCCCCCCCCUCCCCUCCCUCUAAUCCUCCCUUGCCCCUCCCUCUAGCCUCCCCCUCCCCUUCGGCCUCUCGUCCUCCCCUCCAACUCCCUCUAUCUCCCCUGCCCCUCCCUCGAUCCAUCCUCCCCUCCCUCCCUCUAUCCUCCCCUCCCCUCCAUCUAUCCUCCCCUCCCAUGCCCUCUCUCUCCCCUCCCUCUAUCCCCCUCCACUCCUCUAUCCUCCCCUCCCUCUAUACUCCUCCCCUCCCCUCCCUCUAUCUCCCUCCACUCCCUCUAUCCUCCCCUCCCUACUAUCCAUCCCCCUCCCUUCCCUCUACUAUCUUCCCCCGCCCCUCCCUCUAUGCCUCCCCUUCCCUUCCCUCAUCCUCCCCUCCCCCUCCCCUCUAUCCUCCCCAUCCCCUCCCUCUAUCCUCCCCUCCCCCUCCCUCUCACUCGCUCCCCCCACUCCCUCUAUCCUCUCCUCCCUCCCUCUACUCCACUCCCUCUAACCCCCCCCUUCACACUCCCUCUAUCCUCCCCUCCACUCCCCUCUAUCCUCCCUCCACUUCCCUCUAUCCCCUCCAUCAUCCUCCCCUCCCACUCCCUCUAUCCUCCCCUCCCUCUAUCCCCCCCUCCACUCCCUCUAUCCUCCCCUCCACUCCCUCUAUCCUCCACCCCCCCUCCCCUUCUUCUGAUACACUCCAUCCCCCCAUACUUCACUUUCCCUUCAAUCGGAACUCUGGCCAAGGACAGGGGUCAUUGGGUCACGUACCCUAUAAGGAGUAUCGAUAGCCAGGAUUCUGGCUUAACGAAUGUGCUUCAUGGUGUGGAGGUGCAGAGUUGAUUUAAUAUGACCUGAUCUGGUCAUGAUUUAGGUCUGGUUACCUCUUAUAUGGAAAUGGGGGUCUGGCUAGUUUCCGCCUUCUAAUAUUUAAGUGUGUGUGUGUGCACAUCAGGGCAGGAAGGUGUGUCGCCGUCGUUGUAACGGGAUAGCUGGCGUAACCGUGGAUACGGGGCCAGGCCAAAUCACUGAGUCGUUAUGGUGAUGAGGAGAACAAUUACCUGUGUCUGAUUGUCAGAUAAUUCCGGAAGGUCAGCUAGACGAUUACAGAGUGGGCGAUGACUUCAGAGUUGAGUUUAGUUCAAGGUCUGGUUUGGUCAGGCUACUAUUUCAUUCCAACCCCUAGCUACAAUAUUUUGUGGUUUUGUUGUGUGUGUGUGUGUGUGUGUGUGUGUGUGUGUGUGUGUGUGUGUGGGGGGGCUACAUUAUGUUGUGGUUCUGUUGACAGUUGAGAUCCAAAUAUGCAGUGAAUGUUGAAAAGGUUGGAGAAGUUACCAAAGUAUCCAUUUUCCUUCCCCUCUAUAGCUACAUGUAAUGUCUGGCAUUGAUAGAUAGUAGAUAUGCGUUCUGAACAUCACUUCAGUUAGUGAACGAGAAUAGAGAAUAUCUUGCCAGUGAUAUUUUUGAAUGUUUUGUUGUAGUUUUUAACGUAGCAUGUUGGACAUGAGUGAUUAUACAUUCGAUGGUAUUAUCUAUUGUAUUGCACUGGUUAUAUGGAAUCUGAUAGUGUGUGUGUAAUCAGAACGGCUUACGGACGGACAGAAAUAAACGAACAGAUGGACAGAUGGACAGCAGGAAUUCUUCUUUCUCCUCCCACUUUAUUUUCUGUCUCUUAUCCUAAUAUUAUAUUUACAUUUACAUUUUAGUCAUUUAGCAGACGCUCUUAUCCAGAGCGACUUACAGUUAGUGAGUGCAUACAUUAUUUUUCAUACUGGCCCCCCGUGGGAAUCGAACCCACAACCCUGGCGUUGCAAACGCCAUGCUCUAUCAACUGAGCUACAUCCCUGCCGGCCAUUCCCUCCCCUACCCUGGACGACGCUGGGCCAAUUGUGCGCCGCCCCAUGGGUCUCCCGGUCGCGGCCGGCAACGGCAACGGCAAUGAUAUUCCUUCCUGAUUUCCACAGCUCAACUCUGUCUGAAUCUCCUUCCUUUGAUCGUGGAUCUCACACACACAAGACCCCAACUCCUGUACCUUUUGAGAAUAUAGGCUACUAUAGUGGUAUCUAGGUAGGGAGCUGGGUGUGUGUGGUAUCUAGGUAGGGAGCUGGGUGUGUGUGGUAUCUAGGUUGGGAGCUGGGUGUGUGGUAUCUAGGUAGGGAGGCUGGGUGUGUGUGGUAUCUAGGUAGGGAGCUGGGUGUGUGUGGUAUCUAGGGAGGGAGCUGGGUGUGUGUGGUGUCUAGGUAGGGAGCUGGGUGUGUGUGGUGUCUAGGUAGGGAGCUGGGUGUGUGUGGUAUCUAGGUAGGGAGCUGGGUGUGUGUGGUAUCUAGGUAGGGAGCUGGGUGUGUGUGGUAUCUAGGUAGGGAGCUGGGUGUGUGUGGUAUCUAGGUAGGGAGCUGGGUGUGUGGUAUCUAGGUAGGGAGCUGGGUGUGUGUGGUGUCUAGGUAGGGAGCUGGGUGUGUGUGGUAUCUAGGUAGGGAGCUGGGUGUGUGUUGGUAUCUAGUAGGAGCUGGGUGGUGUGUGGUAUCUAGGUAGGGAGCUGGUGUGUGGUGGUGUCUAGGUAGGGAGCUGGGUGUGUGGGUAUCUAGGUAGGGAGCUGGGUGUGUGUGGUAUCUAGGCAGGGAGCUGGGUGUGUGUGGUAUCUAGGCAGGGAGCUGGGUGUGGUGUGGUAUCUAGGCAGGGCAGGCUGGGUGGUGUGUGGUAUCUAGGCAGGGAGCUGGGUGUGUGUGGUAUCUAGGCAGGGAGCUGGGUGUGUGGGGUAUCUAGGUAGGGAGCUGGGUGUGUGUGGUGUCUAGGUAGGGAGCUGGGUGUGUGUGGUAUCUAGGUAGGGAGCUGGGUGUGUGUGGUAUCUAGGUAGGGAGCUGGGUGUGUGUGGUAUCUAGGUAGGGAGCUGGGUGUGUGUGGUAUCUAGGUAGGGAGCUGGGUGUGUGUGGUAUCUAGGUAGGGAGCUGGGUGUGUGUGGUAGGUAGGGAGCUGGGUGUGCGUGUGUAGGUAGGGAGCUGGGUGUGUGUGGUAUCUAGGUAGGGAGCUGGGUGUGUGUGGUAUCUAGGUAGGGAGCUGGGUGUGUGUGGUAUCUAGGUAGGGAGCUGGGUGUGUGUGGUGUCUAGGUAGGGAGCUGGGUGUGUGUGGUAUCUAGGUAGGGAGCUGGGUGUGUGUGGUAUCUAGGUAGGGAGCUGGGUGUGUGUUGGUAUCUAGGUAGGGGAGCUGGGUGUGUGUGGUGUCUAGUAGGGAGCUGGGGUGUGUGUGGUAUCUAGGUAGGCGAGCUGGUGUGUGGUGGUAUCUAGGCAGGGAGCUGGGUGUGUGUGGUAUCUAGGCAGGGAGCUGGGUGUGUGUGGUAUCUAGGCAGGGAGCUGGGUGUGUGUGGUAUCUAGGCAGGGAGCUGGGUGUGUGUGGUAUCUAGGCAGGGAGCUGGGUGUGUGUGGUAUCUAGGUGGGAGCUGGGUGGUGUGGUGUCUAGGUAGGGAGCUGGGUGUGUGUAUCUAGGUAGGGAGCUGGGUUGUGUGUUGGUAUCUAGGUAGGGAGCUGGGUGUGUGUGGGUAUCUAGGUAGGGAGCUGGGUGGUGUGGUAUCUAGGUAGGGAGUGGGUGUGGUGGUGUCUAGGUAGGGAGCUGGGUGGUGUGUGGUAUCUAGGUAGGGAGCUGGGUGUGUGUGGUAUCUAGGUAGGGAGCUGGGUGUGUGUGGUAUCUAGGUAGGGAGCUGGGUGUGUGUGGUAUCUAGGUAGGGAGCUGGGUGUGUGUGGUAUCUAGGCAGGGAGCUGGGUGUGUGUGGUAUCUAGGGAGGGAGCUGGGUGUGUGUGGUAGGUAGGGAGCUGGGUGUGUGUUUGGGUGUUUAAGAGUAAUAUUGAUUGUUAGCUAGAUUUAUUCUCUGUGUGUCAAAUUAUCUAAAGACCUGUCUGUCUGUCUGUCUCUCUCUCUCGCUCUGUUUUCUCUCUCUCUCUCUCUCUCUCUCUCUGGUCUCUUUUUGCCAAGUCAUCAAAUUGCACUUGAGGAAUUUUUCUCCCUCGGAAUCAUUGGAACGUUGUUUGGAAUUCUCUCUUUCCCCCCCGGAGCUCAGGGAACAUUUUUUGGAUUCUUGUCGUCCCAUCAGUCUCAACACAAUAACACAAUUUAGGGAUUUGGUGUGUAUGUGUGGGUGGGCUCAGCGUUAUGGCCAAAAUAUCAUACCACAAUAUUUUUCUAGUUUUUGAAGGUAUGAUGGUAUUUUAUGUAUUUAAUAAACAAAAGUUCUAAAUAUGCUUUGAGUAGUGCAUGACUCAAUGUGUGGCAACACAUACACUACAAAAGUAUAUGGACACCUGCUCGUCGAACAUCUCAUUCCAAAAUCAUGGGCAUUAAUAUGGAGUUGAUCCCCCCUUUGCUGCUAUAACAGCCUCCACUCUUCUGGGAAGGCUUUCCACUAGAUGUUGGAACAUUGCUGCAGGGACUUGCUUCCAUUCAGCCACAAGAGGCUCUUUAUGCAAAGAGUCAAUAUUUGCAGUGUUGACCCUUCUUUUUCUGUUCAAAUAUUUUUUUAUUGAACACACACAAGAAUGGUGUAUAGGUAUGAAAGACAUGUGUACAGUUCUUAUCUAAACAUAAGAGAACAGACAUGAACAACAAGACCCAGAGUUCUGGACACAAAACAAAUAUUACAAAACACGACAUACAGAACAGGGACAGGUAGAAAGAAAAAGGGUAGAUGUAACCCCCCCACUUAUACCCCCCUUUAUCCCCCCCCCCUCCCCCCCUAUUCCACCCUAUUCCCCUCCCGACUGCUCGAGUGUCGGGGCCAGCACACGCUCUGCAAUCCGCCCUGGCAUGCUGUCAAUUAACUUCUGGGCCACAUCCUGACUAAUGGCAGCCCAUUCUUGCAUAAUCAAUGCUUGGAGUUUGUCAGAAUUUGUGGGUUUUUGUUUGUCCACCCGACUCUUGAGGAUCGACCACAAGUUCUCAAUGGGAUUAAGGUCUGGGGAGUUUCCUGGCCAUGGACCCAAAAUGUUGAUGUUUUGUUCCCCGAGCCACUUAGUUGUCACUUUUGCCUUAUGGCAAGGUGCUCCAUCAUGCUGGAAAAGGCAUUGGUCGUCACCAAACUGUUCUUGGAUGGUUGGGAGAAGUUGCUCUCGGAGGAUGUGUUUGUACCAUUCUUUAUUCAUGGCUGUGUUCUUCGGCAAAAUUGUGAGUGAGCCCACUCCCUUGGCUGAGAAGCAACCCCACACAUGAAUGGUCUCAGGAUGCUUUACUGUUGGCAUGACACAGGACUGAUGGUAGCGCUCACCUUGUCUUCUCUGGACAAGGUGUUUUCCGGAUGCCCCAAACAAUCGGAAAGGGGAUUCAUCAGAGAAAAUGACUUUACCCCCGUCCUCAGCAGUCCAAUCCCUGUACCUUUUGCAGAAUAUCAGUCUGUCCCUGAUGUUUUUCCUGGAGAGAAGUGGAUUCCUCGCUGCCCUUCUUGACACCAGGCCAUCCUCCAAAAGUCUUCGCCUCACUGUGCGUGCAGAUGCACUCACAUCUGCCUGCUGCCAUUCCUGAGCAAGCUCUGCACUGGAGGUGCUCCGAUCCCACAGCUGAAUCAACUUUAGGAGACGGUCCUGGUGCUUGCUGGACUUUCUUGGGCGCCCUGACGCCUUCUUCACAACAAUUGAACCUCUCUCCUUGAAGUUCAUGAUGAUCCGAUAAAUGGUUGAUUUAGGUGCAAUCUUACUAGCAGCAAUAUCCUUGCCUGUGAAGCCCUUUUUGUGCAAAGCAAUGAUGACGGCAUGUGUUUCCUUGCAGGUAACCAUGGUUAACAGAGGAAGAACAAUGAUUUCAAGCACCACCCUCCUUUUAAAGCUUCCAGUCUGAUAUUCUAACUCAAUCAGCAUGACAGAGUGAUCUCCAGCCUUGUCCUCGUCAACACUCUCACCUGUGUUAACGAAAGAAUCACUGACAUGAUGGCAGCUGGUCCUUUUUGUGGCAGGGCUGAAAUGCAGUGGAAAGUUUUUUUGGGGGAUUAAGUUCAUUUUCAUGGCAAAGAGGGACUUGCCAUCAUCAAAACUGAGGCAGCAGACUUUGUGAAACUUAGUAUUUGUGUCAUUCUCAAAACUUUUGACCACGACUGUACAUUCUGAGUGAUAUUAAUGGGGCUCAAUCUCUUCUGAUUGUUUUAUACUGAUAUAAUCAUACUUCAACCAAAAACAUAUUUCAGCUUUGUCAUACAUUUCUGCAUUUCUUAAUUAAUUAAUUUGUUAGUAUUUAUUUUAUACUGUUACACAUUUGUUUUUGUCUUUGUAUCACUUCCUUUAUCAGAAUAACUAUUAUCCUCAGUAGGUUUCCAUCCUAGGUAGGUUUCCAUGGCGACCAGUAGGUUUCCAUGGCGACCGGUAUGUUUCCAUGGCGACCAGUAGGUUUCCAUGGCGACAGAGUUUCAUGCGAAUAUUGUGAAAUCGGCAUUAAAAACAAUAUGCUAAUUCUUCCACCAGAGAUGCAUCAAAUUCACUGUGGAUAAAAGUGAUGUGAGGACGUAGCGAACAUAGAAACUAAUUUUUGCUGUUAAAUUGUCAUGUACCGAAUAAAAUAUACAAGUUAAAUGGGUUUACAUCGUAUUUUCAACUCUAUUGAGGGUUUUGUCACAAACAAAUUUGCGUUAUAUAGCGAUUGUGCCCACUCUAGUCUAGGCACUCUAGCCAACAGCUGGCAGAUACAGUGCAGGUUAGGCUAUCUACAUGAUGAGAUUAUUAUGGAUUAUCAUUUGUGGUCCUCUGUAGCUCAGCUGGUAGGGCACGGCGCUUGUAACGCCAAGGUAGUGGGUUCGAUCCCCGGGACCACCCAUACACAAAAAAUGUAUGCACGUAUGACUGUAAGUCGCUUUGGAUAAUAGCGUCUGCUAAAUGGCAUAUUAUUAUUAUUAUGGACCAAAGAGCAAGAUUAUUUAAAUUUGUCAAACUGCUGCCAAGCAUCGAUCAUCGUGUGACCUGAAGAGUUUAGGACCCUUGAUAUUUAUUGGAAAGGAGCAUCAAGCUCAUCACCGUGCACUUUCACCACCAUGUGAAGUUCAUCGUAACUUAUUUCAUCUGUAGCUAGAAAACUGCAUGGUUUCUGGAGUCGUAGUGGGAGGAGACACACAAUAUUUACAUUUUACACUUAUGUUUUAGUCAUUUAGCAGACGCUCUUACUUUGAUAUAAUGGUUAUUACAUGAAUAUUUGUGCAUAAAAGCAUUUCUGCUGCUAUUUUUCAUUGAUUUUACAGACACAAAAAUAUCCCAGCUUGUCUAGUGUAUUUUGUUUUGUUGACAUUUGGAAAUUUACACAUUUGCUGUUUCCAUCAGCCCUGUCGUAAAAUAAUAAUAAUUAAAAAUGUAUAAUUAUCCGACAUGUACUUUACUCGCAUUUAAAAAGGUUAGUGACUGUAUUUUCAUUGGAUUCAAUGGCAGUUCUUACUUUUGCCACAAGGGGCAUUAUUCCUAUUUCUAGGGUGCUUUUUGGCACCAGCACUGCCUCACACGCAAUAUUCAUUGCAACAAUGUACCUGUCCACACCUAAAGCUAGCAGAUGAGCUGUUUAAACUAUUAGCGGUGUACCUGUCCACACCUGAAGCUAGCAGAUGAGCUGUUUCAACUAUUAGCGGUGUACCUGUCCACACCUGAAGCUAGCAGAUGAGCUGUUUCAACUGUUAGCGGUGUACCUGUCCACACCUGAAGCUAGCAGAUGAGCUGUUUCAAACUGUUAGCGGUGUACCUGUCCACACCUGAAGCUAGCAGAUGAGCUGUUUCAACUGUUAGCGGUGUACCUGUCCACACCUGAAGCUAGCAGAUGAGCUGUUUCAACUAUUACGGUGUACCUGUCCACACCUGAAGCUAGCAGAUGAGCUGUUUCAAACUAUUAGCGGUGUACCUGUCCACACCUGAAGCUAGCAGAUGAGCUGUUUCAACUAUUAGCGGUGUACCUGUCCACACCUGAAGCUAGCAGAUGAGCUGUUUCAACUAUUAGCGGUGUACCUGUCCACACCUGAAGCUAGCAGAUGAGCUGUUUCAACUAUUAGCGGUGUACCUGUCCACACCUGAAGCUAGCAGAUGAGCUGUUUCAACUGUUAGCGGUGUACCUGUCCACACCUGAAGCUAGCAGAUGAGCUGUUUAAACUAUUAGCGUGUACCUGUCCACACCUGAAGCUAGCAGAUGAGCUGUUUCAACUAUUAGCGUGUACCUGUCCACACCUGAAGCUAGCAGAUGAGCUGUUUAAACUAUUAGCGGUGGUACCUGUCCACACCUGAAGCUAGCAGAUGAGCGGUGUACUGGCCACACCUGAAGCUAGCAGAUGAGCGUUUAAAACUAUUAGAGCGGUGUACCUGUCCACACUGAAGCUAGCAGAUGAGCUGUUUCAACUAUAGCGGUGUACCUGUCCACGCCUGAAGCUAGCAGAUGAGCUGUUUCAACUGUUAGCCGUCUCUUACUGCCAGUAAGAACUGACAAUUACCAUAUUUUUCAGGUUUAUCACUCAGUUUUACAUUUAUAUUACAUUUAACAAACAAAACAUUGUUUUAGGUAAAGUUAAAAUCCAAACCGGUCCGUGCAUCAAUUCUGGUAUAUGGGAAAAUACGGUGUACCGGCCAGCCCUAGUGUGUGUGUUGGUAUACGGUUUACCGGCCAGCCCUAGUGUGUGUGUGUUGGUAUACGGUUGUACCGGCCAGCCUAGGUGUGUGUUUGUGUUGGUAUACGGUGUACCGGCCAGCCCUAGUGUGUGUGUGUUGGUAUACGGUGUACCGGCCAGCCCUAGUGUGUGUGUUUGGUAUACGGUGUACCGGCCAGCCCUAGUGUGUGUGUGUUUGGUUAUACGGUUUUUUUUGUACGGCCCAGCCUAGUGGGUGUGGGGUGUGUUGGUAUCGGUCUGUGUUGUUUACCGGCCGCCCUAGUGUGUGUGGGUGUGUUGGUUAUACGGUUGCCUUUUGUUUUUUGUACCGGCCAGCCCUCCUAGUGUUGUGUGUGUGUGUGGUAUACGGUUUGUACGGCCAGCCCUAGUGUGUGUGUUGGUUAUACGGUGUAACGGCCAGAACUAGGGUGUGGGUUGGUAUACGGUGGAAGGCAGCCUUGUGGGUGGGUUGGUAAUACGGGUACCGGCCAGCCUGGGUGUGGUUGUUGGUUUAUACGGUGUACCGGCAACAGCCCUAGUGGGGUGUUGGGAUAAGGUGUACCGCCAGACUAGUGGGUGUGGGUUACGGUGAAUAGUGUUGGUUAGCCAUAGGGCCACCGGGGGGGAAGGGUACCCCCCCAGGGGGGGAAAACUCCCCUUGCCUCCCCAGGGGGGGGAAAGGGGAGCCGGCCCCUCUCAUUAAACAUUUCCAACCCCAAAUUUCCAAACGCUCUUUCCAUUUCCCGCUCUUCCUCGCUUAUUUUCCACGCUCUCUCCCCAUCCCGCUCUCUCCAUCGCUCUCUCCAAACGCUCUUUUCCCGCCCCUUUUCCAUCGCUCUCUUCCUCGCUCUCUCCCCCGCUCUCUCCAUCGCUCUUUCAUCGCUUCUUCCUCGCUUAUCUCGCUCUCCCAAUUCCGGCCCCCUCUCUCUCGCCCUCUUCCCCCCCUCUCUUCCCUUUGCCUCUCCAAACGCUCCUCUCGCUCUCUCCCUCGCUCUUUUCUCCCUCGCUUCCUUUUCCCCCUUUUCCCUUUUCCAAAAAAUACAAAGAGAAAACAAUCCUGUUUCCUUCCUGUCUGUCCCCUUUCCUGUCCCCCCUAUUUUCCUUAUCUUUCCCCCUCCUCCUGCCUCCUUUCUCCUUUUUCCUCCUGUCUCCCUUUCCCCCUGUCCUCCCUGUCCUCCUGUUCCUGUCCCCCUUCAUUUAGCCUCAGGCCUCCGGGCCUUGUUUUCUUGGGCAGGGUUUUUUUUUUUACUUUCCCCUGCCUCAUUGGACUUUUGAUAGACUUUAAAAGGACCAAAUUGUGGGGGUGCUAAUUUUAAGCUCCUUUUUUUUUAUUUUUGUUUAUUUAUUUUUUUUUUCUUCCAGCUUACCCGAGGGAUUUAAUUUGAGAAUUUUUGGGUUUAAAUUGCCCUUUCUUAAAGGGAAAAUCCCGAGUUUUCCUACGGCUGGGAUUAAAAAAAGGACCUUUAGGGGGUGGCAAAAAGUCUUCCCUGCUCUGCCGGCCCCCCCAUUUGGCUCCUUUUUAAGUAAUUGUUCUCUUUUGUUCUGGUUUCAAAAUUUAGAUAUUAGGUAAGUUGAAACCGGGUGGAAAUAGUCUGGGUUUUUUUCAAGGGCCCGGGAAGGGGUUUAAGGGGGAGGGGUUUUUUAGGGUUUGGUUGCUUGUUUUCUCGUAUUUUUUGUUCUGGUCUCUUUUGUUUUUUGUUUUCUCCCUGUCUCUUUGUCUAUCCCCCUUAUGCCCCGGGCUCCUUUUUUUCUCUCUCUGUCUCUGUUUCUUUCUCUUCUUCUCUUCUCUCUCUCUGUCUUUCUUCUUCUCUGUCUCCGUUUCUCCUUCUGUCUUCUCUUCUCUGUCCUCUCUCUCUCGUCUCUCCUCUUCUCUCGUCUUUUUCCUCUGGUCUUUGUCUCCUCUUCUUGUUCUCUGGUUUUCCUUCUCGUCUGGUUGCUUCUCUGUCUCCUUUCGGUCUCUUCUCUGUCUCUUCUGUCCUCUGUCUCGUGUCUCUCUUCUCUCUCUUUUCUCUGUCUGUCUCUUCUGUUCUCUGUCUCGGGUUCUCUCUGUUCUCGUCUCUGUCGUCUCUCUGUCUCUGUCUGUCUCUCUCUCUCUCUCUGUCUCGGUCUCUCUCUCUGUCUCUCUGUCUCUCUGUCUCUCUCUGUCUCUCUGUCUCUCUGUCUCUCUGUCUCUGUGUCUCACUGUGUCUCUGUGUGUGAGACAGAAAAUAUGAAUAAGUGGUCAGUUAUGAUGUUACAGACCUUAUGUGUCUAUAGGGGCGCCAGGCAGGGUUGAGGGUUGGUUUUGUGGGGUUGAUAUUCAGGCUGGUAUUCUGUGUGUGUAUCUAGCUGGUUCAGGUGAUCAUCAACACUACCCAUCUGGAGGCAUCCUGUGUCUACCUGGAGGAGUUCAUCUCCAACAUCACUAACGUUCCAACUGAUACCGCCAAUGCUACCAAGCUCUAUGGGACUUCCACGUUUAAGGUGAAAACGCACGGACACACAGCCUUCUCUCUUGUAGUGAUCCCGAUAUCUCACAAACUUUCCCUCCAUCUCUGUUUCUCUUGAUCUCAACAUCAAUCUCCAUCUCUCCCCACCCCCUCUCAAUCAAUCAACCAGUCAAUCAAUCAAUCACAUUUUAUUUUAUUAAAGCCCUUUUUACAUCAGCAGUUGUCAUAAGGUGCUUUACCCAGCUGAAACCCCAAAAUGUCUCUCUGCUCCAGGACGCCAGACACGCAGCAGAAGAGGAGAUCUACACCAAUCUGAACGCCAAGAUCGACCAGUUCCUCCAGCUGGCUGACUAUGAUUGGACAGCAGCCCAGGGGGGCGGAGCUCCCAGCGACUACCUGAGUGACCUCAUAGCCUUCCUCUGUUCCACCUUCUCGGUCUUCACACACCUGCCG